UUAUUUAUUUUUUCAAUUUCCAUAUUUAUAUUCUCACUUAUGAUAAUAAGUUAAUAGUUGGGCAGUACCAUAAUUAUAUAUUCAUUAUCACCGAUUCUGAACGAACAAAAUACGUGAAAACAAUGGCUCCCGUACCUUACAAUGGCAACGACGUAUGGGUACGAAGAGAGGACUCACCUACUGGUUCAUCAUCUAGUCAAUAUUUUGACCCUAAUGUUGCGGACAGCUCAUCGGCAUUGAUUUCUGCGGACCAAGGGAAGGAAUUAAACGGACAUAUACGAUCAGAAAGUGAGUCUUCUGAGCCGCCUGGACUUGCAAACAUUCCAAAAUGGCGUCGAUACGCUGGAGUUGGGAUACUAUUUUUCAUCAAUCUUCUAAAUUAUAUGGAUCGUUACACAAUUGCUGGCGUUUUGAUUCAAAUUACAGACAAUUUUGAGAUAAACAACGCAAUGGCAGGACUGUUACAAACUGUCUUCAUAAUCAGUUAUAUGCUUGUAGCUCCCUUAUUUGGGUACCUUGGAGACAGAUACAACCGAAUUAUUAUUAUGGUCGUUGGAAUGCUGAUGUGGUCAGGAUUUACUCUUGCCGCAUCGUUUAUUUCCAAACCUGAACACUUUCCACUGUUUCUACUUACUAGAGCUCUUGUCGGAAUAGGGGAAGCAUCGUAUUCGACUAUCGCCCCUACUUUGAUUGGAGACAUGUUUGCUGGAGCGGAUCGUACCAGAAUGUUGUCGGUAUUCUUUUUUGCGACACCUGUUGGUAGCGGUCUUGGUUAUAUCGUCGGUUCUGCUGUAGCAAAAGCUCUUGGAGGAUGGGAAUGGGCAUUACGAGUCACCCCUGGUUUGGGUAUCGUUGCAGUUUUGCUCCUCAUUUUUGUCUGCCCUAACCCGCCCAGAGGAGCGUGUGAAGCCAAAGCAAAAGGCGUCGAUAAAAACCAGAAUACUUACCUAAACGAUUUGAGUUAUCUUACAAAAAAUAAGUCGUUCAUUUUUGUUACACUUGGCUUUACAUUUAUGGCUUUCGUUGUUGGAUCACUUACUCUAUGGGGUCCAACAUAUUUUGCGUAUUCCCAAAUCGCGAUCGGGGCUUUGGAACCGUGUUUGGAAGACGAUUGUGACUACGCAGGCAUCAGUUUUAUAUUUGGGCUGAUUACAUGCAUCGCUGGUUUUGGAGGCGUUGGAAUUGGCGCUGAAUCCGCACGGCGUUGGAAGCUCAAUGGAUGUGCAUAUGCUGACCCUAUUGUAUGUGCUAUUGGACUUUUACUUGGUGCACCUUUGCUGUAUAUUGGAUUACAUUUAGCGACUGUCAAUAUAAAUGCCGCAUGGACUCUCGUAUUUUUCGCUGAUUUAACAAUUUGUUUCACAUGGACUCUAAUCAGCGAUAUGACCUUGUACGUUUGCCAGCCCAGUAGAAGGUCGACUGCAAACGCUGUACAAUUACUAGUCGGACAUUUAUUUGGUGAUGCUGGGAGUCCAUAUUUACUCGGCGUUAUCGCAGACUCUUUAUUAGCGGCAAAACCUGAUACGUAUAUGAGUCGAUACCUUGCGUAUCAGCGAUCAAUGUACAUUACAUUAUUUGCCUGUGUUAUAGGGGGAGGGGGAUUUUUAUUUGUUUCAUUAUUUAUCGUUGAGGACAAGAAAAAAGUUGACGACUUCUUAAAAGGGUCGGAUUCUUCAGCCUCUACAAAAACUAGUUCCGCUAAUAGUAAUAUCUCUAUCGGUAUGGAUGAUAGGAUUCCAAAGUUGCAAGUUAAUGACAACGACCUUCUCAACCCCGCUUCUAUGAAUAGCAAAACAGAACUAUAUCUUGAAAAUGAAGACGCGGAUGAACAAUUUCUUGUUGGAAAAGAUUCUGAAAUUUAAAUUUCUUUUUUCUUUAUUUGUUUAAAUUAUUUUUUGUUUUUAUCUUAGGAGGGUUGUGUAGUAUAGUACCUACAUAUUGCUGUGUAUGUAGGAGUACAAAUUAGCGGAAUGUUUGUAGUUGAAAUCGCAGUGUCACAGUUAUGGUUCAGUAAUUAUACUCUGCUAUGCCAUAAAAUACAAUUUGGCAGAAUAUUUCAAUUCAAAUUAUAGCCUCUCGAUUCUGCUAAGUUACAGAUUAGCAAUUACACUUUGGUAUUCUAGAAUAACAUAGCGACAGAAUAUAAUCAUUUAAAUCACAGCAGUCAAAUUCCUCCAUUUCACAGUCACAUGGUAAUGGUCAGAUUCCAAUUUUUUACUAUACUACACAUAACUUCUCUAUUUCAGCAAAUAUACUGUGCCGUAAUUGAUGCUUACAAUUUUUACGCUCUAAUGAUCAGGGGAUGACCUGAAACUUUUAAAAAAUUGAAAAGAAAUGUAAUUCGAAGAAGGUGUUUUUUUAGGGGAUUAGAUAAUGGAACUUGCUGUUUUAUUUAGAAUAUCCUGAUUCUGCAUUGAGAAUAGGAUAUAUGUUGAAUUUGAAAAGUUACAUUUGGCAACAAACCUAUUUUUUCUUGGGUUAUAGAUAAUUUGGAGCAGUAGUUUUAUAUAUCGUUGCCCCUUUACGGAAUUCUACAAAUCAUUAUUGCCCUCCAUAUGCCAAUACAAAAAUGUGAAGUUACACACAAAUUUAUCACAAAGCAAUUAAAAAUUUAGUCUAAUCUUUGGCCAUUGUUGUAUUUCAAUUGCUUGAAGCAACAAUUUUCAUCCACGUUCGGAGUUGAGACUUUCAAAUUUUUCACCUUUGCUCACGUAAAAUUGCUUAUAUUUAUUUGACAAAAAUUUUGAUCCAUGUUGAUCUCAAAAAUUUUUUUUAUUCAUUAGGCUUAUGAUAUUAGGUGGUUUAUAAAUGUUAUAAAUUUUUUGACGAUUAUUUAUAAAGUGGGGACCAAAUUACCCAUUGCCCCACUUUCACAAAUUAACCCCUACUGGCGGAAAUUUACAUUGCCCCACUUUUUGUUUAUCUUAUGUUAUUCAAUACUUUGCUAGUCCAACGUAUCCUAAUGGUGGAACAAUAACAUUUCAUACUGCGCGAAAACAUCUGCAAAUAGAUUCAUUUAUGCGACUGUUCAUAUAAAAUUAAAAACUGUCAAAUUCAAAGUUUUUGUGUGAAUUUUUUUUAUUGUACCUCAAUUUAACUAAAACUGAUUCAUCACUACACUUAUAUUUGCUCUACUUUAAAAAUUUGAAUUUUAAAACUGUUUACAACUGACACUGAUUAUUUUGGAAGAUAAAAUCAGAAACUACUGUCAUUUCUUACUUACACUCUAUGUGCGAAGUAGCAAAAAGUGUGGAUUUUCUCAGUAAUGAAAUUAACCAGUUGAGAACUUCCAUCCUGGAAGAAUUCUUUAAUUUGUUUUUCAUGCAGUAGCGA
This is a messenger RNA of Styela clava, 3333 nucleotides long. Its product is annotated as protein spinster homolog 1-like. Gene Ontology annotation, molecular function: transmembrane transporter activity. The record is from RefSeq and is a predicted model, not a curated record. Gene Ontology annotation, biological process: transmembrane transport. Lineage: Eukaryota; Metazoa; Chordata; Ascidiacea; Stolidobranchia; Styelidae. Gene Ontology annotation, cellular component: membrane.